Acanthochromis polyacanthus (spiny chromis) is the source of this 2858-nucleotide messenger RNA. Its product is annotated as xyloside xylosyltransferase 1-like. Gene Ontology annotation, molecular function: UDP-xylosyltransferase activity. The transcript has 5 exons. The record is from RefSeq and is a predicted model, not a curated record. The coding region runs from base 1445 to 2596 and encodes 383 amino acids. NCBI's taxonomy places the organism in Eukaryota, Metazoa, Chordata, Actinopteri, Pomacentridae.
GUAUUCACCGUAGAACACAGGAAGUGAGCGGUCCACCACUGGAUGAGAGCAGCGUCACCCUGAGCACAUGUGAUGGCAUGAAAGGGUCUGGAGAAGCCGUGGAGAACGUUCUGCUGCCUGUAACGUUGCUCAUAAUGACCGGUUUGGUGGUGGGUCAGUGAUGGUGUGGGGACCAGAUCUAUGGAGGGACGCACAGACCUCUACAGGCUGGACAAUGGCAUUCUGACUGAAUCCUUAAGCCACUGUCAGACCCCACAUUGGUGCCGUGGUCCUGGUUCCUCCUGGUUCCUCCUGGUCCACAACAACGCCCAGCCUCAUGUGGUCAGAGUAUGAAGCAGCUCCUGGAGGAUGAAGGAAGCGAUACCACUGACUGAUGCUGCCUGACCUGAAUCCAGUAGAACACCUUUAGGACAUUAUGUUUUGUUGCAUCUGGUUGCUCCUCAGAACAUCUGGUCAGAGCAGCAGCCUGGUGUUGUCGGAUGGCGUCGUCAGGGAGGAACUUUAGUCCUGUUUGGUUGAUCUUUUUUGUGCCAAAUUUGAGUUUCUGUCAUGAUUUCACCUGAUUUGUGGUAGUUUUUGUCUGUUUUGUGGUACAUUUGGCCCUUUUUAUGGUGAUUUUCUGUGUUUUUUCUGUCAUAUUUGAACCCUACAGGGUAGUUUUGGCUCUUUUUUGAGUAAUUUUGUGUCUUUUUGUGGUAAUUUUGACCAUUUUUGUUGUGCUCUUCCAGCUUUUUUAGUUAGUUUAGUUGCAGUUUUUCCCAAAACUAAUAAACGAUCAUUUUCAUUUCCCUCAAACGAUGUGGAAUCUUUCCGUUGUCACAGAGGUCUAGAUGUGUCUUAAAUUCAGCUCUCUGUAGGUUGAUAAUUUUCAUUUCCCUCAAACGAUGGGGCAUCUUGUUGAUCUGGUCCACAUCAGCGUAGAUAUCCAGCCUGUUCCUUUCCUUCAUUAAAAUAUGACGUGUUUUCAAAGUGUUCCGUUCAUUGUUCUGAUCAGAGUCCUGUCCAAGAUAUUUUAUAUCCUCCAGGUCAGCAGGUGGCGCUGUCUUCUGACUCCAGAGUCCCAGAACCUGUCGCUCCCUGUGGGUCACAUGAUGCUGUGUUUUCCGGAGGGCCGUGAAGGCAGCGUGUCAGUGGGAGUGGGUGAGAGUCUGCUAGCUGCUGCUAAAAACCUUCCGCUCCUUUUCUGGCUCAAAUCUACGAACCGGACAGCGGGUCUUCAGAUUAACGGAGGUUUUAGCGGAGGUCCGGUAACCGACGGGCUGCAGGUCCGGUCCUGGUCGGUUCUACCGGUAGAGCUGAGAUGGAGAACUGACGAAGCUGCAGCUGAACGUGAAGAAACCCUGUGAUGCUGGAUGCUGUUGCUGCUCCUGAACUCUGACUGGACCAGGAUGGUGGACGUUCUUCUCCUCUUCACGCCUCCGUUCUCCUGACAGCAGCAGCAGUGAUGGGCUUCUUCAGGCUGCUGGUCAGAACCAUGGGUCGGAUCAGCACCUUCAGGUCCUACCAGUUCCUCCUGCUGCUGGCCGCCGCUCUCGCCGUCGUGGCGUUUUACUACUUCGGCUCGGAGAGGCAGAACUUCUCCAGCACCACCAAGCGGAUCAAGCAGACCCAGGCGAGCCAGAACGCCAACCGGAACGACGCCGACCUCACCCUGGACACCCGAAUGUCCGAGCCGGCCCGGUCCGAGGAGCAGGAGGGCGGAGAGCGGCGGUACCACGCCCUGAUGAUGUUCACCAAGGUGGACAAGAACCGCAGCCUGCAGGACAAGUUCAGGGUGGCCAUGCUGUCCAUGGUGGAGCAUGGAAGCUUCCUGGAAGGAGAAGUUCUGGUGCUGCACUUUGUGAGCGACCAGGCAAGCCGAGAGCUGGGAGAGAAGAUGCUGCAGGAGCUUCUGCUGGAUGCCACCUUCAAAUACGAGGUUCUGUUCCAUGACGUGGCGGUUCUGACCCAGAAGCUCUUCCCCAUCGUGGAGGCCAUGCAGAAGCAUUUCAGCGCCGGUUCUGGAGCUUAUUACAGCGACUCCAUCUUCUUCCUGUCCGUCGCCAUGCAUCGCAUCAUGCCUGACAGUCUGACUCAUAUCGUCCAGCUGGACCUGGACCUUAAAUACAGGACCAACAUCAGGGAGCUCUUCCAGGAGUUUCAGCGGUUUCCUCCCGGAGCUGUGAUCGGCAUCAGCAGGGAGAUGCAGCCGGUCUACAGACAUACGUUCUGGCAGUACCGGAAGGAGAACCCUCAGACCCGGGUGGGAGAUCCUCCUCCGGACGGCCUGCCAGGCUUCAACAGCGGCGUCAUGCUGCUGGACCUGGGGGCCAUGAGGGCCUCGGCUCUGUACAACCGGCUGCUGGAGCCCGACAACGUGGCCCAGCUGGCCGACCAGUACCGCUUCAGGGGCCACUUGGGCGACCAGGACUUCUUCACCAUGAUCGGCAUGGAGCAUCCGGAGCUCUUCUACCUGCUGGGCUGCGGCUGGAACCGACAGCUGUGCACCUGGUGGAGGGACCAUGGCUACAGAGACGUCUUCCAGAUGUACUACCGCUGUGACGGACCCGUUUACAUCUACCACGGGAACUGCAACUCCCCCAUCCCAGACGACUGAGCUCAGAAUCUGAGCUGGAGAGGAUUAGAGCUGCUCACUGGGAGUACUGGACCUGAAUGGAGACGCGUCUGAAGCUCAAAUAGAGGAGUAACAAUGGUCUGAGCCUGGACCUGCAGAGAAGAUGGACCUCCAUCAUUUCUAAUCAUCUCGCCCUGGAUUCAUAAGAGACAUUUUCAGAGGAAAAACAGUUUCAGACAUCAGUGGUUCUUCCUAAUGAGACGUUUGAUGGACCAGUUUCUGCUGUUCAACUCAGCAUCAUCAG